Molecule: messenger RNA, 932 nt
Organism: Saccoglossus kowalevskii
Lineage: Eukaryota; Metazoa; Hemichordata; Enteropneusta; Harrimaniidae
Product: apolipoprotein D-like
Biological process (GO): lipid transport; tissue regeneration; brain development
Cellular component (GO): cytoplasm
Molecular function (GO): lipid binding
Source: RefSeq, a predicted model, not a curated record
UCACCUUUGAAUUGCCAUUUGGUGGUCAUCUAUUAUAUAGUAAGCAACAUGGCCGGUCGCUGUCUCGUUCUUGCUGUCGGUGUUGUGUCACUAUUUUAUAGUGUCCGUGGACAGGUCAUAUCACGUGGACCGUGUCCAACUGUUGUGGUACAACCAGACUUCAACGUUGACAAAUAUACUGGUUCGUGGUACGAGAUUGAAAGAUUUCCAGCCUCGUUUGAAUCUGGUCUGAAAUGCAAUAAUGCUACGUACUGGUUGAAACAAGACGGCACUAUUGGGGUAAUCAACAGUGGAAUAGACAUCGUGACCGGUGAACGAACCUCGGUUGAAGGCAAUGCCUGGGUGCCAGACCCUAACGUGCCGGCUAAGCUGAAAGUGAAAUUCCGAUGGUGGGUGCCGGCGGGUGACUACUGGGUUCUGAGGACCGAUUACAACACUUAUUCUGUAGUGUACUCUUGUGACGAUUUCAUGUUCGGAUUCAUCAAAAUGGAAUUUGCUUGGAUUCUUAGCCGUGAUCGUAUCCUAAAUACUGGUACCCUGACAGACAUCAAACGAGAUAUACAAGAUCGUGGUAUUGAUAUCAGUAACUUCCUAUCCACUGACCAAAUUGGUUGUGAUGCUAAAGAUAACACUUUGAAAUAUAAACCAUUGGGCGAGGGUCAGUCAGUCAUCUAUACAUAGAAGCCCGAAAUUGUAGAUUUCAUAAGUCACAUUAUUUUACGUCGAAAGAAAUACAGUGACGUCACGGUUAAGUUAGACGUUCCCUCCAAUCUGUCUGUCAUUGCCGUUCUGUCGUUUUCAGUGUUACUUUUUAUUAUACCCGAGAGCUUAGUAGCAGAGCAGCAAGAGAUUGAAGUAGGCUCAUUAAUAUAUCAUACACAAACUAAAACAGCAUAAAACGUGGACUUGAAAUUAUCUGCGCAAGUUUUAUA